Messenger RNA from Sarcophilus harrisii (Tasmanian devil), 1392 nucleotides. It is a transcript of the gene RSRP1, whose product is annotated as arginine and serine rich protein 1. NCBI's taxonomy places the organism in Eukaryota, Metazoa, Chordata, Mammalia, Dasyuromorphia, Dasyuridae. The record is from RefSeq and is a predicted model, not a curated record. The coding region runs from base 169 to 1062 and encodes 297 amino acids. The transcript has 5 exons.
AGUUUCUGGUACUUUCGGCGACGCCUGGGCGUUGGCGCUUUCAGAAGGCGGAGACCUCGGUGGAGAGCGAAGGUGAAUCUCUAAGAGUUUCUCCCGUCGGAAAGAAGAGACAAAGGGCUCCCGCGCUCUCACGCUUCUUUACGUGUCGGCUUCGUGGGGAACAGGACCAUGACGAGCUAUGUCAACGAUAUGUGGCCCGGAUCCCCCCAGAGGAAGGACCCCCCCGCGGGCGCGGGCACGGGCCGCUGCAGCCGGCUCGCGUCCAGGUCGCGCAGCUCGUCGUCCUCGGCAAGCUCCCGGGCCGUCUCCCCCCGUUCUGAGCGCUCGUCGGGCUCGCGCAGCCGCAGCCCGUCCCGGCGCCGCCGCUCGCGCUCCCAGAGCCGCCGGCGCCACCAGCGCAAGUACCGACGCUACUCGCGCUCCUACUCCCGGAGCCGGUCGAGGUCGCGCGGCCGCCGCUACCGGGAGCGUCUGCCGCCGCGGGGCUCCCGCCGCUCACCGUCGCGAAGCAGGUCCCGCUCCCGCGGACGCUCGCGCUCCCGCCGGCCUGCCCCGGGCCCCCGGGGCCGUCGCUGUUACGGCUUGGGGCGGACGCUCUACCCCGAGCCGCGCCCAGGCUGGCGCUCCCGCAGCCACACGCCGCUGCGCCUCAGCGACAAAGAUAGGAUGGAACUUUUAGAAAUAGCAAAAGCUAAUGCAGCCAAAGCUUUAGGAACAACCAAUAUUGACUUGCCAGCUAGUCUCAAAACUGGUUUACUAUCUAAAGAUGCAAAUUAUGGGAAACAAAUACAGAGUGAUGCUACAAAACUUGAGCUGUCAGGAAGGUUCAAUGAGGAUGUAAUUAAAACCUCAAGUGAAAGUUCUUCCCUGCAAAGAAACCUACCUUUCAGUUCUGGUAACUCUGUAGCAAAUCCAGUACUUCAGAAAACAACUAAAGAAACUGCAAGAUCCCCUAAAGAUGAUGAGAAAAGCCAGAGUUCAUAUGGACAGUGGAUUCCUGUCAAGAAAGAGGAAAAUAGUUUACUUUUAAGUUCUAAAACAACACUGUCUUUCAAAUUUUAAUAUGUCUAUUUUCAUCCCUUCUUCAUGAAUAGCAAAAACUAUAUUUAGCUAUAAAAGACAGUUUGAAAUGCUGGCAUGAAAAGAUUAAGUACUUUAAUCUGUCUUAGAUUUCUUUUCCAGAUAAGUGAAAUGAGCACAAAAUGGACCAGAAAUCACAGGUGGGAUUUUUAUUUAUGUAUGUAAAUAUUUGUAAAUACUUUAGUGGUGGUCCAGUGGGUUAACUAUAACCAGUGCUAACUCAGUUACUGUACAGCUACGUGUUGAUAUUGUAUAUAUUUUCAUUUGUUAAUAAAGUCUAAUUUUUGUGGUUUUAUUUUUUUUUAGUCUCUG